This is a messenger RNA of Zea mays, 1505 nucleotides long. Its product is annotated as Core-2/I-branching beta-16-N-acetylglucosaminyltransferase family protein. The transcript has a single exon. NCBI's taxonomy places the organism in Eukaryota, Viridiplantae, Streptophyta, Magnoliopsida, Poales, Poaceae. Gene Ontology annotation, molecular function: glycosyltransferase activity. Bases 388 to 1413 code for a protein of 341 amino acids. The record is from RefSeq and is a predicted model, not a curated record. Gene Ontology annotation, cellular component: membrane.
UCGCCUGGGCUGCAGGUCCAUCCGGGUCCGAUGCAGCACGCGCCACCCCACCCUUCGUCUCCAGUCUCCACUCGACCACUCCUACCUCCGCUUUCCUCCCCCCUCCGUUUCUUGACCCAUGCAUGCCCGCGUUCUCCGCCGCCGACGUGCCAUAAACACGCUUGGUUGGAAUUGGAUCACCUGUAAUCGUGCUUGCCACCUAUAAAUGCCUUCCAUAAACCGGCUAUGCUCAGCCCUAUAAGUAUAUUAUACUGUAAUAAUGACGGUAGCUCACAGCAAUUCACUUCCCCAUUUGCGCCAAAUUUCCUCCUCGUCGUUCCUUCAUCACCCCUCCUGGCCUGACCGCCUGAGCUGAGCCAGAGGCCUCGGUCGGCCGCAAGGCCGACGAUGCCGCCGCCGUACAUGCUUCUGCUCUUCGUCCCGGCCGUCUUCGUCUUCUUCCUGGAGCCGCGCCUCGUCCCGCCCCGCACGCUCCCGGCGAUCCCGGACGCCGACGAGGCGGAGGACCUGGCGCUGUUCCGCCGCGCCGUGCUCCUCUCCUCCUCCUCCUCCUCCUCCGCCCACCGGCAAACGAAGCAGAAGGUGGCGUUCCUGUUCCUGACCAACUCGGGCCUCGCCUUCGCGCCGCUCUGGGAGAAGUACUUCGCGGGGAACCACGGCCUGCUCAACAUCUACGUCCACGCGGACCCAUCCACCCCGCUCAGCCUCCCGCCCUCCGCGCGCUCCUUCCACGGCCGCGUGGUGCGGGGCAGCAAGGCCACGCAGCGGGCCUCCGCCACGCUCAUCUCCGCCGCGCGCCGCCUCAUCGCCGCCGCGCUGCUCGACGACCCGGCCAACCGCUUCUUCGCGCUGCUAUCCCAGUCCUGCGUCCCGCUACGCCCUUUUCCCGCCCUCCACCGCGCGCUCGCCGCCGACCCCAAUCACCGCAGCUUCAUCGAGGUCCUCGGCGCCGCGCCCACGCUGCGCGACCGGUACAGCGCGCGCGGCGACGGCGCCAUGGUCCCCGAGGUUCCGUUCGAGAGCUUCCGCGUCGGGUCCCAGUUCUUCGUGCUCGCCAGACGGCACGCCGUGGCGGUGGUCGGGGACAGGCGGCUGUGGGGCAAGUUCCGGCUGCCCUGCCUCGUCGAGAGGCGGCGCUCGUGCUACCCGGAGGAGCACUACUUCCCGACGCUGCUGGACAUGCUGGACCCCGCCGGGUGCGCCGGGUUCUCGCUCACCAGCGUCAACUGGACCGGCUCCUUCGACGGCCACCCGCGCACGUACCGGCCGGAGGAGGUGUCCGCCGACCUCAUCAGGGACCUCAGGAGGCCGAAGUCCAACGGCACGUACUCACACAUGUUCGCGCGCAAGUUCGCGCCUGGGUGCCUCGCGCCGCUCAUGGAGAUCGCCGACUCUGUCAUCCUCCGUGACUAGCUAGCUACCUACUAGGCUACUAGGCCGCUUGCUUCCGUUUGCAUUGCACGACUGCGGCAGAGGUAAAUAAUAAUGUUUAUUUUCUCUUCCAA